AUGCAACUUCGAAAUGUCCCUCUCUUUUUGGGGGCCAUCCUACCUGUAGCUCAAGCCGCGCUCCGCCUACAUACGCUCAAUCUCACUUAUGGCACUAACAAUGCCGAUGGCACAACUCGUGAAGCGUGGCUCAUUAACGGCCAGACUCCAGGACCUCACUUGGUCUGGGAUGAGGGCGACGAUGUUUCCGUCAAAGUCCUCAACAAUGGCCAUGAGCCCGUUACUAUUCACUGGCACGGCCUUGAACAAGUUGGAACCCCCUGGUCGGAUGGUGUGCCUGGGAUGACCCAAUGGCCAAUUCCUCCAGGAGGAGAUUUCGUUUAUAAUUUUACUCUCAAACAAGCUGGUUUCCAUUGGUACCACUCCCAUUACAAAAUGCAACUCGACGAUGGCUUGAAGGGAACGUUAUACAUUCGUCCUAACCCCAAUAAGCCCAAACCCUUCAACCAAAUCUCUAAUAGCACUUCCACCCUGAAGAAGCUGAGGGACGCUGAAAUGAACGCCUUCCUCCUUAAUGUCUUUGAUUACAAACAUUAUACAUCGGAGCACUGGAUGGCCGAAUGGGAGCGUACCGAUGUUGAACAACUUUGCAUUGAUAAUCUACUCACUAAUGGCAAAGGACCUGUGAAAUGCCCUAACAUGACCGAGAUUAACGCGAUCGCUGCUCCUGAGCAGAAGCCAUUAACCAAAAAAGGAUGCCUUCAACCCAGCAAUAAGAUCAUGUUCCCUUACCCCGAGUCCAGGCCGGAGAUGGUUGAGCCCUCGAUGUGGUAUAACUGUACCAAUUCGAAUACCACAUUUGAAGUCUUCACCGUCAAGAAGUCUAACGGCUGGGCUGCGUUCAACCUAUUGAACAGCGGAGCCCUUUGGGAUCUUCGUGUUUCCAUCGACUCGCACAAGAUGUACUUCUUCGCCGCGGACGGUCACUAUACCAAAGUCCAAGUUGCAACCUCGAUUCUCAUUCCUAUUGGCGAACGUUACCAAUUCUUUGUCAAGCUUGAUCAACCAGUUGGAGAUUAUGUCAUCCGCACAGCUGCGGUCGUCCUUCCCCAACUCAUCAGUGGCUAUGCCAUCCUUUCCUAUGUCAACUCUGGAAAGACCGGUGCCGGUGUCGUCGAGAAGUAUGCUCUUCCCGCAGCGAAGAAACCAUACAUCGACUAUGCUGGAAAUAUCAUCAACGGUGGUGUCGAUUUGGUUCAGGCUAAUCUGUCGCCAUUCCCUGCAUCUCCCCCUCCUCAGGGCGCUUCCGACCUUACACUUGCUUUGAACGUCACUCGCUCCAGAAACUCGUGGCACGAGCCCAAGGACGACUUCACUCCCCUUCUCUUCCAGCCAGGCCAAAUUGCUUCUCUUGACCCCACGGUCUACUUCUCGUAUCCCAAUGGCACUCUCGUUGAUUUGAUCUUUACUGUUACGGCUGGUAAUCCUGCUAUGCAUCCUCCUCACCCCAUGCAUAAGCACGGUGUCAAGGCAUGGUUCCUCGGCUCAGGCGAUGGUCCUUUCCCAUAUGCCUCCGUCAAGGAAGCUGUGGAUGCCGGCUACAAGGGCAUUAACCUCAAGAACCCACCCCUUCGCGAUGACUUUGUCACUCCCGUCGCUAUGACUGGUCAGGCAUGGGCAGCUGUGCGUUUCCGCGCUGUUGACCCUGGCCCAAUCGUUCUUCACUGCCACAUUGAUGCUCACCUUGCAACUGGUAUGGUGAUCGCAUUGCUGGAAGGCCCUGAGAAGCUCACAGGCGACUAUGUUCCGAGCUAUUACCUUACCAAGAACAAGUCAUGA
This is a messenger RNA of Rhizoctonia solani, 1779 nucleotides long. Its product is annotated as Multicopper oxidase. The transcript is spliced from 16 exons. NCBI's taxonomy places the organism in Eukaryota, Fungi, Basidiomycota, Agaricomycetes, Cantharellales, Ceratobasidiaceae. Gene Ontology annotation, molecular function: copper ion binding; oxidoreductase activity. The record is from RefSeq and is a predicted model, not a curated record. Bases 1 to 1779 code for a protein of 592 amino acids.